CGAGGGCGCUGUAGUGGAAACAUGGCAGACGGCGAUCAAUGAAUCGUAGUACGGGAGUGAAUAAAGUGGUGUUUUGUGUAAUUAUGACUUAUAAAUGAAUAAAAGGCUUAUCGAAGGGCCAUGGGAAAAGACCAAGAACUGUUGGAGGCUGCGAGGAAGGGCAAUGCUGCGGUAGUUGAGAAGAUUCUUGGGCAAAGAGCGAAAAGGAGUGGUCCUCUGGCAAGUCUUCGAAGGGGACCAGGAGCGAAUGUUCAGGAUAGCAGUGGAUAUUCUGUUCUUCACCAUGCGGCUUUGAAUGGUCACAGAGAAAUCGUCAAAUUGCUCCUGGAACAUGAUGCUUCAACAAAUAUCGUCGACAGCAAAGGCUCGUCGCCCCUUCACUUGGCGGCCUGGUCGGGAAACGUUGAGAUUGUGAGAUUGCUGUUAUCAGGACCUUCCAUAUGCAACGUCAAUCUUACGACCAAAGACGACGAGACAGCUCUCCACUGUGCUGCCCAAUAUGGUCAUACUCAAGUGGUCAGCUUAUUACUAGAGCACGCCUGCGAUCCCGGAAUAAGGAAUUGCAGAGGCGAGACGGCCCUGGAACUUGCAGCCCAAUACGGAAG
Molecule: messenger RNA, 605 nt
Organism: Leptinotarsa decemlineata (Colorado potato beetle)
Lineage: Eukaryota; Metazoa; Arthropoda; Insecta; Coleoptera; Chrysomelidae
Product: ankyrin repeat and sterile alpha motif domain-containing protein 1B
Cellular component (GO): cytosol
Molecular function (GO): protein binding
Source: RefSeq, a predicted model, not a curated record